AUGAGAAGAAAGCAACAAACCAAAAUUAUUCCUUCGCCACCUCCUGCAAAUGAGGAGAGCAAUAAUGAGGAGAACAACAAUGAGGAGAACGAUGUCAAUAUGGUUUCUCAAGAAGUUAAUUCAGAAACUAAUUUCGAAAAUAAUUCAAGUUACAACGCUCAAAACCAGACUACAAAUGAACCAAAUGUUCAGAUAAAUUGA
Molecule: messenger RNA, 201 nt
Organism: Hemisphaericaspora subhashii
Lineage: Eukaryota; Fungi; Ascomycota; Pichiomycetes; Serinales; Debaryomycetaceae
Exons: 1
Coding region: 1-201 (66 amino acids)
Source: RefSeq, a predicted model, not a curated record